AUGAGAGUGCUCAUUGUGCUCGCUAUAGCACUCCUCUACAGUACCCAUGCACAGCUCUCCGAAGACUCUUCGGAGCUAGAAUUCGGCGGCGGACCACCACGUCCAUCUCCCGAUGGACCACCGUUUCCCCGCUUCUUGAUGCACGUGCCACGAUUCGCUAGAAAGGAGUUUUUCGAUAUUGUCAGCAAUGAGGGACUCUCCCAAGAUGAGCAAAGCGCACAACUCACAAUCUGGGCAAAGGCAUUCAAUGUUACUGAUGAGUUCAAUGCCUGGACUAAACAAGUGCAGGCACAAAAAGAUGCUAUCACUCAAAAUGUGCAAGCAGUAGUUGCUAACAUUUCAACAGUCUACAACCAACUUGAGGAGAUUCUUUCGAACACGAACCUUACUAGAAGAGAUCAGCACGAUCAGAUCCGCAAGCUAGGAACCACAUUCCCAAGAGAAGUUCGCGCUUUGUUCUUCAUUGCUCGCAACUAUCGCCCGGAGAGCAAGGCUCCAGUUUUUGGUCUCGAGCAAGGAAGAGUGAUGAAGAAGCCUCAGAUGGUUCCAUUCGGAUUUCAACAACAACAAGGCGGGCAACAACCACCAAUGAUGGCGUUUGCUCCGUUCAUGUUCGGAGGGCAGAGUCAGCAAGGAUUCGGUAGACGCGGACCACCAGGACCACCCGGACCGAUGGGAUUCGGGCCCAGACCACAAGGCCCUUCAGAACCGUCUGGAUCAGACUUCAGACCACAAGACGGCUUCCCAGGUCGCCAAGGAGCUGGAGGACAACGUGGGCCACCAGGGCCACCAAGACUCGGACCAAGACCAGAUUUUGGAACAGACUCCGGCUCUCAAGAAGACUUUCCAAAACGUCGUAGACCCGGAGGACCACCAAGAGGGAACUUCGGAGAAGGACCCCAACAAGAUUCCCAACAAAACGCCUUCCAAAGCCGGGGAGGAUUAUCCAGACGUCAAGAGCAGGGAUCUGAUCUUCAAGCACCAGACAACCAGAAUUUAGCUAAGAGACAGUUCCCACGCGCGCGUCCUAGUUCUAUGGGAAUGAACUCUGAUUCUUCGGAGGACUCUGGACAGGGAAUGAGCAGAAGAGCUGGUCAAGGAUCAAAUUCCCAACCUGACUCCGGAUCGAAUGAUGACUUCCCAGGACGUAGAGGACCACCAGGAGAACGUGGAGGACGCGGACAGGGACCACCAGGGAGAACGCGGAGGACGCGGACAGGGGCACCAGAACCACCAGGAUUUGGACCAAGACCACACGGACCAUAUUUUGGACCUGACUCAGACUUCCCAGAUCGUCGUGGGCCAGGAGUACGCAGAGGACGCGGACAGGGACCACCAGGACCAUCAAGAUUCGGACCAAGGCCACAAGGAUCCGAUUUCGGACCACAGGAUGACUUCCCAGAUCGUCGUGGACCAGGAAGUCGCGGUGGACGCGAACAGGGACCACCAGGCUUCGGACCAAGACCACAAGGACCAGACUUUAGACCUGACUCAGAUUUCCCAGAUAGACGCGGACCAGAAGGACGUGGUGGACGCGGACAUGGGCCAUCAGGAGCAUCAGGAUUUGGACCAAGACCACAAGGACCCGAUUUUGGACCUGACUCGGACUUCCCAGAUCGCCGUGGACCGGGAGGACGUAGAGAACGUGGACAGGGACCAUCGGGAUUCGGACCAAGACCACAAGGACCAGACUUCGGACCACAUGACGACUUCCUAGAUAGACGUGGGCCAGGAGGACGUGGAGGACGUGGACAGGGACCACCAGAAUUUGGACCAAGACCACAAGGAUCCGACUUCGAGCCACAGGACGACUUCCCAGAUCGUCGUGGACCAGGAGGACGUGAUGGACGCGGACAAGAGCCAUCAGGAUCAUCAGUCUUCGGACCAAGACCACAAGGACCAGACUUUAGACCUGACUCAGAUUUCCCAGAUAGACGCGGACCAGAAGGACGUGGUGGACGCGGACAUGGGCCAUCAGGAGCAUCAGGAUUUGGACCAAGACCACAAGGACCCGAUUUUGGACCUGACUCGGACUUCCCAGAUCGCCGUGGACCGGGAGGACGUAGAGAACGUGGACAGGGACCAUCGGGAUUCGGACCAAGACCACAAGGACCAGACUUCGGACCACAGGACGACUUCCUAGAUAGACGUGGGCCAGGAGGACGUGGAGGACGUGGACAGGGACCACCAGAAUUUGGACCAAGACCACAAGGAUCCGACUUCGAGCCACAGGACGACUUCCCAGAUCGUCGUGGACCAGGAGGACGUGAUGGACGCGGACAAGAGCCAUCAGGAUCAUCAGUCUUCGGACCAAGACCACAAGGACCAGACUUUGGACCUGACUCGGACUUCCCAGAUCGUCGUGGACCGGGAGGACGUGGAGAACGUGGACAGGGACCAUCGGGAUUCGGACCAAGACCACAAAGACCCGAUUUCGGACCAGACUUGGGGCCUCAAGAUGACUUCCCCGGCCGUUCAGGACCAGGUGGUCAACAGAGACGUGGUGGACGUGGACCGCAAGGGCCAGACUUCAGCUCAGAUGAGAACUCCUCUCAGGGACGUGGAUUUUCUAGAGUUCAAAAUCCAAGGUUCAACCCAUUCUCUCAACAAAACAUGGGUCGCCAAUUCGAUGACUCCCAAACAUCAGCUCCAACUCAAAAAUACUUUGAACGUCAGGCUAGCCAGGGAAUGAGAUUUGAUCAAGCCUCGGGAUUCGGAAUGCGUGGUGCCGCACUUCAACAGGAUAACAACAACAACGACGACUUCGCCAACACAUUAUAA
This is a messenger RNA of Caenorhabditis briggsae, 2781 nucleotides long. The transcript has 4 exons. The record is from RefSeq and is a predicted model, not a curated record. Lineage: Eukaryota; Metazoa; Nematoda; Chromadorea; Rhabditida; Rhabditidae. The coding region runs from base 1 to 2781 and encodes 926 amino acids.